Molecule: messenger RNA, 312 nt
Organism: Parnassius apollo (apollo)
Lineage: Eukaryota; Metazoa; Arthropoda; Insecta; Lepidoptera; Papilionidae
Source: the annotation of a GenBank genome assembly
AUGCAAAUAUUUGAUGAUUUGAUUGAGUGUUGGCAAGACUGGCGCAGCGUUGUUAAAUCUAAAGCUGCCAAAAUCCGCCGUGCUCAGCAGCAGACUGGUGGAGGGUCUGGACCUGCACCCUUAUCUGCCAUGGAGGAAUCUCUAAUGGCUUUUAUUGGCCACGAAGCAGCAGAGGGCCUUGCCGUUGCUGAUACCUUAGAGAUUCCUGAAGGUGAUGUAGAAGUAGAAGCUGGUGGUGACGAAGAUGUCCACAAUCCGGUUGUGGAUGAUAGAAAAACAACGAAAAACAAGAUAGAUUUGAAGAGUGUCUAG